AUGCUAUCCCGGCGGAUACUCGGCCAGGCAGCCCGAUUAUCGACGAGUCGUCGACUUGCUGCUGAUUUUGAGAUCUCCGAGCCGUCAUCCCACGUUUUCCACGUCGAAAUCAACCGCCCCGCGCAACGCAACACGUUUGCCAUCGAGCAGUGGAGGGAGCUCCGCAAAAUCUUCACCGACCUCUCCGACAACCCGAAAUGCCGUGCGAUCGUCAUUUCCGGGCGCGGGAAGAGCUUUUGCGCGGGCAUCGACUUGAAGGAGGGCAUCACGCAGCUAAUGGGAAUCACGAACGACCCGGAGCUCGAUACCUCGAGGAAGGCCAGAAAACUCGGGAAGUAUAUCGAGGACGCACAAGAAAGCUUCACGUCGAUCGAGUCUUGUACGAAGCCGGUAAUCGUCGCUAUUCACGCUCACUGCGUUGGCGCGGGGAUUGACCUGGUUACGGCGUGCGACAUUCGAUAUGCCUCUAACGAUGCCGUGUUUUCGAUCAAGGAAGUUGACGUUGGGUUGGCCGCCGAUGUGGGGACGUUGAAUCGUAUCCAGAAGCUCGUCGGCAACGAUUCCUUGACGCGCGAGCUGGCCUACACGGCGCGCGAUUUCACUGCCGACGAAGCCUUGAAAUACGGGAUGAUUUCCGACAUUUUACCCGAUCAGCGGGCCGUCAUCGAGAAAGCGUUGGCAACGGCGACGCGGAUUGCCGAGAAAAGCCCAAUUGCUGUGCAGGGCACCAAAAUAAACCUGAACUACGCGCGGAACCACACGAUCCGGGAUUCGCUCGAAUUCGUCAGGGUGUGGAACCAAUCGCAGCUGCUCAGCGAGGAUCUGAUGACGGCCGGGAUGGCGGCGAUGCAGAAGCAAAAAGCUACCUUCAACGAUGUU
This is a messenger RNA of Mesorhabditis spiculigera, 879 nucleotides long. NCBI's taxonomy places the organism in Eukaryota, Metazoa, Nematoda, Chromadorea, Rhabditida, Rhabditidae. The record is from the annotation of a GenBank genome assembly.